Messenger RNA from Cyclopterus lumpus (lumpfish), 2999 nucleotides. It is a transcript of the gene zw10, whose product is annotated as zw10 kinetochore protein. Gene Ontology annotation, biological process: mitotic spindle assembly checkpoint signaling; endoplasmic reticulum to Golgi vesicle-mediated transport; mitotic cell cycle. The coding region runs from base 136 to 2439 and encodes 767 amino acids. The transcript is spliced from 16 exons. NCBI's taxonomy places the organism in Eukaryota, Metazoa, Chordata, Actinopteri, Perciformes, Cyclopteridae. The record is from RefSeq and is a predicted model, not a curated record. Gene Ontology annotation, cellular component: chromosome, centromeric region; nucleus; RZZ complex.
UCGACUCUGGGCGGAGGAAGAUCCGGUCGCCGGCCGUCACCUCGGAACCAAUCAGGCCACCUGGCGGGGUCUGGCUUGUUGUGCCGAUCUGUCUCACUUUCGUCUCCCGUUAUAACGUUACUGCGUGUAUGCAGAAUGGCGUCGUUUGUGACCGAGGUGCUCGCCAGCUCUGGCAAACUAGAGAAGGAUGACCUGUCCAGUAAAAUUAGCAAAAUGUCGCGCAAGGUGGAAGAUACGAAGGAAGAAGUGUGUGACAUGAUGAACAAGCGGUAUAGUGAAUUCCUCCCGAGUCUUCAAGGAUCUCAGGAGCUAAUGGUACAGGUUGAUGAGGUUUCCAAAGAAAUGGAUGGCCUUAAAAACUGCAUUGAGACUGAGGUGCAGCAGAACGUCCACGUGGCUGUGGCUGAAUAUGCAAAGCUGAAGCAGCAGCUGGAGAAAAAUACUAUCGUCAUAACAAUGCUUAGACAUCUAAAAGAGUUUCACAGUGCAAUGGAGGAGUUCAACAAAGCUUUGCUAGAAAAGAAGUAUGUUGAUGCAGCCAACCAGUUGGAAAGGGCAAGGGCCAGUGUGGAUUCACUGAAGGGCUGGAAGACUUCCCAGCUGCUGCUGCUCAGUGCUCUCAGCUCAGAGCUGACGGUGCAAAGAGAAAACUUAAUUUACCACCUGGGAGACGAAUGGAAGCGCCUCGUCAUCUGGAGAUUACCGUCCUCAAAAGAACCUGCAGGUGUGAAGUCCUUCCUGAAGGUGGAGCUGAACCUGAGCCAUGCAUGCAAUAAGGACAGUGAAGCGAAGCCACCUGCUCUGCUAGGCUGCGUCCUGCAAGCUCUGGCCAUCCAGGGAGACCUUCAGCACAAGAUCAAACUCUUCAGUCAGGUGCUGUUGAAGACCAUGUUGAAGCCUUUGGUGAUGUACCCGUCGCUGUCGGUGAGGGUGUCGGAGCAGCCGGGUGAGGGAACCAUCAUGGCCUUGCAGUGUUUGCAGGAGAGCCACAAUGAGAAAUCCACUCCCUCACAAGUCUACAGCAAACUGCUCCUGGUGCUCAGGACGCUGCACUCACACCUACUAGAUGUGUCCAUUGGCGAUAGAAAGCUCUCAGCUAUCUUGGGGGAGUUGAUUUGGGAGGAAAUUUCCCAGUGCAUCAUCCAUGAGUGUCUGCUGUACUCCAUCCCCACCAACAACAGCCAGCUGGAGAAAUACAAAACUGUGAUUAAGGAAACAGAGGAGUUUGAGAAGUCGCUGAAGCAGAUGGAGUAUCUGCAGGGCGAUUCCACCGAGCUGCUCAAAUAUGCCCGGGAUGUCAACUGCCACUUUGCCAGCAAGAAGUGCAAGGAUGUCAUCGUGGCAGCCCGCAAACUCAUGACCUCCAAGAUGCACAACACAGUCAAAAUCACACCAGACUACAAGCUGCGUCUGCCCAAGCUACCUGCUCCAGCUUCAGAGCUGAAGGUGAAGCAAGAGACCAUAAAGGACGAGAUGACAAUGGAGAACACAAAGCAGCUGUCUGCGUGGAGUCUGUCUCUGCCGUCCUGUCGCAUCAGCGAGUCAGUGCAGCAGCUGAUGGAGCUGGCCCUCAACACCCUGUGUGAAGCCGUUGGAAGCUCCACACAGUGUGCAUUACAACUCUUCUUUACCGUGAGAAACAUCUUCCAGCUGUUCUACGACGUCGUCCCGACAUACCACAAGGAGAACCUGCUCAAGUUCCCUCACCUGGCUGCCAUCCAGCACAACAACUGCAUGUACUUGGCCCACCACCUUCUCACCUUGGGCCACCAUUUCAGAGCUCGCCUGCCACAGCCCCUCAGCGAGGGCGUUGCAACAUUUGUUGACAUGGUGCCCGGAUUCAGGAAACUUGGAGCCCAGUGCUUCUUGGCACAGAUGAACGUUCAGAGAGCCGAAAUGUUGGAGAGACUUUCCACCGCUCACAAUUUCUGCAACCUGGAUGAUGAAGACAACUACAUUGCAGCCAGCAAAGCAGUAAGACAGGUCAUCCAUCAGUUGAAGCAGUUGGGCACAGUGUGGCAGGAUGUCCUUCCAGUCAGCAUCUAUUGUAAGGCCAUGGGCAACCUCCUCAACACAGCCAUCACAGAAGUCAUCGCCAAAAUCAUGAUGCUGGAGGAUAUUUCCUCAGAGGAUGGGGAGCACCUCCACACUCUGUGCCAAACCAUCAUCGAGGAAGGGCCGCUGGUCUUCAUCCCUCUGGCCGAGGAGAACAAGAACAAGAAGUAUCAGGAGGAAGUGCCUCUGUAUGUGAGGAAGUGGAGUACCUUCAAGGAGCUGGUCAUUGUGCUGCGGGCCAACCUGCAGGAGAUAGUCGACAGGUGGGCAGACGCUAAAGGUCCGCUGGCGUCGGAGUUCUCCAGUUCGGAGGUGAAGAAUCUGAUCCGAGCCUUGUUUCAGAAUACAGAGAGGAGAGCUGUAGCUUUGACCAAAAUCAAAUAGAGACUUGGAGCAAAAGAAGAUACGACCGCACUAUUUCCUUUUUUGAGGAAAAUAUGAUUCAAGCCUUUAUACAUUUCCGUUGUCUGUUGCAUUAACAUAUGCAUUUCCAUGUGUGGUCGAACAGUUUGUCACAGCGACACAGUUGCCCUGUCUGAUGGAGUUAUAAGCCUUUUUGUAAUCAAUCCGUGGGAUAUGUUCCUUCUCUGCAAUUAGUCCUGCGGAGAUUACACGGAGGUUUCUUUACAUCAGCGACCUCAGUCCUAUAGCUUUGUGGGUUUACCAUGCCAAAACCCACAAGGUUGUGUAACCAGCAAUCUACCAUCUGUUGACAUGUGGCGUCGUAUCCAGAGUUAACUUUUUCCGCACAUUGUUAAUCAAACUCAGUCUCAGUUUGUCUGUACUGGUGUAAAUUGAGGAGAAAGUUUGUUUGAACCUUAACGUCUCUAACGGCCAUUUAGUUCUGACAAAGAUGCCCUUGACCUCGCAUCUCUAGCCAUUAAACUGAACUCUUCUAUUGUGUAUUUAUUACUUGUCCAAAUAAACCAAAAGACUCAACUUUU